CUUGUCUCUUGACAUUGCGUCAAAACUUUUAAAUGGCCCAUCGAAGAAAAUUAAAAAACGGCGUGAAGAUGGUGUAGAUGACAUGCUUUACAAAGCUGUAUCAACAUGUGAUGAAAUUGGCGUUGACAGUCUUUUUCCAAAUAAACGAAUUAAGAGAAAUAGCUAUGGAUGAGAGCUGCAUCGUCUCACAAAAACAAGAAUUCCAACGAGAGUGCUUUUGUAUUUAUGACAAGUUAAAGAAAAUGAGAAACAGGUCAGAAGACUACUCAAAAGUGUCUGAGGAUUUUGGAUUUUUAUCUGGACCAUCACUGCAAAAACGGACAGUUGCUGAUUUGGAGAACUGUGUCAAAGAUUUAGGCAACAAGUACAGCAGAGACGUGGACACCCUCGAAAUUGCACAUAAACGAGCUGCUUAACAACCUUGCCUCGGCGUCCCAUUUAGUACUCUUGCAGACUACUAAUGAGUAUGAACUCAGAGAUGCCUAUCCUAAUAUUGAAAUUGCAUUGCGAAUUUUCCUAACAAUGACCGUUAGAGUCGUUAAGCAAUUUUGUCAAUAGAAUAUAAGUAAACAACAGCUUCAAAACUUAACUAUGAAGAUGAAGAUGUAAUUAAUGAAUUCGCGUUUAUCAAAGCAUGAAAAGUUUACUUUUAAACAAAAAUAAGUGCAAGAUUUUACAAACUGACAGUGCGUUUUUUUAAGUUCAUGUUUACAAUAUAUCCAAAAAACAAAAUCACCAUAUUUGCUAUUAUUACCCUUUAAAACCUUUCCUAAAUUAAGUAUGACAAUAUAAAUUAACAAAUCCAAUUUAAAACCGUUUUACCACAAAUAUUUUAAAAUGUUUACGGUGCUGUGUCUUUAUAGAGGCACUGAGCAGAGGUAUAGAUUGGUGCUGCACUAAAAGUUGGUUAGUAGGUGAUGGGUAGGUCUUUUCGCCAAGGACGCAGGGAUAGCAAGGUACGAAUAUUUGUGUGUAAGGCAUCAUUUUUCAUUUAAUUUUUCUCACUAAAUUUUCUAUUUUGCGGGAUGUGAACUUUUUAGAUCACAUGAUAAAAAAAAAACGAUUGAUUUUAGGAUAUAACUAUAUUAUAGCCUUUUGCAGCAUUUUGGCUCCUUAAUCACCUGUUAAAAAUAUGCAGGUGUUAUCCGGCGUUCAUACUUUAUACCUACAGACCAAUGGAGGAGGUUUUGGGGGUCAGAACUCCCAUGGAGGCCUUCGCGUCACCGUUUCUGCCAUCGUAUUGGAGCUGAUGGCUAUUAACUGUUUGUUUUUAUUUACUUUUUUAUCGUUUUAUAAAAAAUUAUUUAUUUUAAUCUGAAAUAUUUUACUUUGUUGAUGGGUCCCCUCUUGGUUCUCAGGAAACCCUCACGUGAAACAUUUCUGGCUACGCUACUGCUAUAGACAUUCGCAUAACCAAUCGUGUUUGUAGUAAAAAUGAAAUGAAAACAAAUAUAAAAAAUUAGAAUUUGAUAUAUUUCGGUAAUGAUUUUUCUACAAGAAAAAAAUGGGAUUAAAAUUCCAUAUGGAGUAUACCUACUUACUUUUAAUCGUGUCCCUAAAGUCGACGUUUUGUGUUUUCUUAGCAACUGCCUUUUGCAAGUCAGUUGUACAAAUAAGUAUCUGCCUUAGAGUAGUUUAUAAAAAAUUGUGUCAAAAUGUAAAUAAAUUUUAUAGUCGUUUUUU
Messenger RNA from Psylliodes chrysocephalus, 1683 nucleotides. Lineage: Eukaryota; Metazoa; Arthropoda; Insecta; Coleoptera; Chrysomelidae. The record is from the annotation of a GenBank genome assembly.